CACCGAACUCUCUAUCAACAACACAAUUCCAUACGCCAACGCUUAUUCUUGAUUACUUAAAAAGAAAACCCUGUAAAUUCUCUAUCAAAUCGCCGACGUCGAUCUUUUGACCGCCGGCACUUCACGCUUUUUCUGCGGAUUGAAUUAUAUAGGUGAAAUUGCCAGGGAGAAAUUUAUGAGGUACCUAUUGACCCUAUCUUGUCUGAAUAAGAUAUGUAUGGGAAAGCUGGAUAGGCUAUGGGAUUGGGAGGUUGGCAAAAAAGGUAGCUUGUAGCAAAAGGUGAAGUAAAGUUAUCUGUCAAAAAGGAUGAGGCAUCGACACUUGUCCAACUCAUUUACAAGAUUUGGAGUUGACCAACAGGAUAACAACCAUACCCAUGCGCCAGUGGUGGAACACUCUUACUUUCCUACAGCAGGAAGGGCAGAAAACGGUCCUUUUGUUGGUCAGAAUCAGAUGAAUCAUAUGUCAAGAGGUCACAGAAAUUUGGAAGGAGGCAGCAGCAGGGCAAACGAAUAUCCUCCUCCUCCUCCUCCACCUCCUCCUCCUUCAUCAAACCUUAGCAUGGAAGUACAGCCGCCCUUUGUGCCACCUUUUCCGCAUCCAUCAAUCACUGGUGGACACCCCACUCAUUAUACUAAUUAUAAUCAUCUUCCAAACUCACAUGAUAUGGAAUCUGGUCCGUUGAUCCACCACCACCACCAUCCAACACUCAAUGGAGGAGGAGGAGGAGGAGGGCCUCUCAAAAGAAAAAGGGGCAAUCUCACAAUCGAUGGUCAAGAUUCAUCUAGGAGCGUGAGACGUAGAUAUAGACAUGAUGACAUGGAAUCAGAACCAUCUAGAAGCCAUGUCUCAAACCAUUUUUAUCAGUCAGCACCAGUACCAGUACCACCACCACCACCUCCUCCAAAUUACUCCUCAGCCGCCCCCCAUGUUCCUCAUUAUCCUGCUCCCUCCCACAUACGAGACAUGAGACAUGAGAUGAAUCAGUUUCAUGUUGGAGGAAGCUCUGGUGAUCCAGUUUUCAGCAGCAGCAGCAGACAAAAUCUUCAUGUUCAUGCCAACAACCAUUCUCGCAGAAUUCACUCUUCAUAUAGUAGUGCUUCCAGGUACUCCCACUCCCACUCCCACUAUGGACAUGCAUCAUCUUCAACAAAUGGGAAUGGGCUGCGGGCUCCACCAGACAAUUUCUCUCCUAGAAACUCAAGGCAUUGGUCUCCGAAUGGGUGGAGGGGUAAUUACAGCCACAGGAGUGGAAGGCCAAGGAUAACAGUUGAGAGAUUCCAUUCCGUUGUUGAUGUAACUGUAACGGAAUCCCAUGAUAGAAUUGGACAUGAGACCUUGAUGAUGGUGGAUCGGGGGGCAUCCUUGUAUGGCAAUUCCAGGAAUUUCUCGGAUCAGUAUAGAGAUUUGAGGCUAGACAUCGACAACAUGAGCUAUGAGGAACUGCUUAAUCUCGAGGAAAGGAUAGGGAGUGUUAACACAGGCUUGUCUGAGGACAGCAUGUCCAAGUGUUUAAGGGAAAAACUUUACUAUUCUUCUUCAGACAAAAACCAAAACCAAAACCAAAACCAUGAGGAGGUUUCUUGUCCCAUCUGUCUUGAAGAGUAUAAAAAUGGUGAUGCAAUUGGAAUGAUGGAAAGAUGUGGACAUGGUUAUCAUGUGGAUUGUAUCAAGAAGUGGCUGUUGAUGAAGAAGUUAUGCCCCAUCUGCAAAACCGAAUGCUCAAAUCAGUAGUCACCCACCCACCCCUUUUGCUUUGCUUUCUCAUUCUGUAAAUAGAUGCCACAUCAUAUGCAUUCACUUGUACAGCAUGUCAUGUAAUUUCCUUAGCUUAAUUUUAGUUCUAUUGCUACUGCUUUGCUGUUGUUUUUAUUAGUUAGUGCACCAGAAAACAAAGCGUUUUACUGGUUUUCAUAUAUUAUUAGGUGUGUAAAGCAUGUAAGGAUUUGUUCUUUGUGUUGUGUGGUGCAAGAAACAUAUAUUUCAUCAACAUCCUGAUUCUUGCUUCAUGAUUGCGUACAUAUAUAUACUAUUUAAAAGGUC
Molecule: messenger RNA, 2044 nt
Organism: Lactuca saligna
Lineage: Eukaryota; Viridiplantae; Streptophyta; Magnoliopsida; Asterales; Asteraceae
Source: the annotation of a GenBank genome assembly